Messenger RNA from Protopolystoma xenopodis, 885 nucleotides. The record is from the annotation of a GenBank genome assembly. Lineage: Eukaryota; Metazoa; Platyhelminthes; Monogenea; Polystomatidea; Polystomatidae.
AUGCAACCUCAGUACAUCCUCGAAUCGGUCCACUCCGUUGUUCUUCGGCUGGAAGGUAUAAGGGAGGAAUUGUAUAAGGCAUUGGGAGAAAUUGCGACUGUUAAAGAAACCUCUGCUCGGAUUUCAAAGAGCCGACUUGAUCAAAUACGCCGUUUAGAGAGUCAGUUGGAGACUGAAAGAGACAUUUCUAACCGUUCUAUUAGUGCUAUUAAAAGCCAACUGGCUUUUCGCGAAGCUGAUUAUUCUUCAGUGUCAGCCGAAUUACUUCGUGUCAAACAAAUGCUAGUCGACAUUCCUAGCACAACCUCACUAUCAAGCUCCCCAAUUUCGUCUCUUUUAGCUUCUGUCAGUACUUCUCCAAGUUGCUUUAUUAACUCUCGCUCAUCCUUGCCAAAUAUUCAAGCCAAAAAAAAUCAGCUGCCAGAUAUUCCCAUUAUGCCUCCACCGCAAAAUCGGGAUUUUGUUAGCAAUGAUAUGCCUCUCCCUCGAACUGUUACGCCUUCUCGUCGUAAAAGCAUUAAACAUUUCCCUAAAACUUGGCGGAUUGGACUUUGUUCUCGCAAUCAAAUCGUCGAUAAAAGACCAUCGAUGGAUUCUGCCGUAACUCUUAAAAAAGAUAAUCGAUUACUUCUUUUUCCAGCCAAUAGUUCUGAUGAAUUUUUAUUUUUGCAGCCAAUUGAUCCUUCAAUUCUCGCAAACCAAAUUGGCGGUAGACGUCAUUAUGAUACUGCUUUUGUUAAUGACUCUUCCUUGUCCAAAACUCCUUCUCCGAAAAAGAAAAAAAACUCUUAUCAUAAAUGUGCAGAGACUCUUUCAUCAAAUUGUCAUCCUUAUCCCCAGCAAGUAAUUGCAUUUUUUGAUGAACUUUUAAGUUUUAUUUUUUAA